GUUAUAAGCGGUUGACUUCAGUCAGUUUUUGAGCGGCCUUGUGUAAUACAACUCCCUGUCUCGCCUAAGAAUAUAACUGUAAAGAGCAAAUGACGUACGCCCAGGAAAGAAACCGAAGAAAAAAGAAGCAGAAGAACAAUCUUUUACCCGGACAAAUGGGACCUACGCCAGGAGAAAGAUUUCUCUUCCCGAUAUCUUAGUGGUAAAAUCGCAAUCUAAAGUUUUAAGAAUAAGACACUCGCCCGCCCUCUAUCUGUUUCAACAAUUCGGCUAUCGUAAACACAAUACAGCGAAUUUCCGAGCGUACUAACUGUGCUUUGUGUUUGAAAUGAAAUCACGCGAAAAAUUUAAGAUCCCUUUGUUGUUGUGUUGUGUUCACUGAGUCCAUUCAACCCAAAGUUUUUUCUCCCUGGGUUCCGAGGAAAGAUUCUUGCAGUGGAUUGUAGUCAAUCGAUAACUCUACAUAAUGCCGUUCCGGAACACGGAUCACAUGUCCAGGUGCGGCAAAUGCCGGUAUUAUUGCCAGACUGGCUCCACUUUCGUUUUCUCGCAUAUCGGCUUGUGUAGUUUGGUCUUCGGUUACACUGUGCUCGGGGCCUUCACUUUCGAAGCUCUGGAAGCAGGAAACGAGCGCAGCAAGAAAAUGCAGAUGCGAGAGGAAAAAGAUCAAAUGAUUGAGCAGCUCUGGCAGCUCACACUCAAUCCAGUGUUGCUCAACGAGUCUGUCUGGGCAGAGAAUGCCACUUUGAUGCUGAAGAACUUUGAGAUGAAACUCGUGAAGUCCAUGAGAAAGGACGGGUUUGACGGCAACGACGAUCCUGAAAAUUUGCAGUGGACGUUUUCUGGAGCUUUACUUUAUUCCAUUAUAGUCAUAACAACCAUUGGGUAUGGCAACAUAGCUCCUAAGACUGACACCGGCAAAGUUGUCACGAUUCUUUAUGCCAUUGUUGGCAUACCUCUUUUGCUACUAUGUCUUUCAAACAUAGGGGAUGCGAUGGCACAUUCCUUCAAAUUCAUCUACUGGAAAGUGUGUUGCUACUGCUGCCCGAGUCCCCCACGGGCACAUAAUCACCACAAGAAAGCACGCUCCAAUAGAUCGAGUCGAUUUCCUUCAGAAGCCAGAACUAUAGCUCUGCAGGGAGAUUCAUUUGGUCCUCGGAUGUACAGCGGACAUACGGACAGCUUCGACAGACGAGGUUUCAUGACAACAGAUUCGAUGAGCCAUUCCUUGCCGCGAAAUCAGAGUCACACCCACUAUGCAUCAAGAGAGGCUGAAGUUGCCGAUGCUUACAGAGUUCCAAUCAUUUCCAACAAAUACGCCUUACAUCCCAUGGACAACUCCCCUCAUCCUCUUCAACGUUUCAACCCUAUAGAUCCAAUGCCUUACCACCCUGUUGUCCGCCCCCCAACCUCCAAUCGACUGCAAGAACCUUCCAACUUUCUAGUCCCAAACGACGAAUUAAGUUUUGUCGAUGCUUCAUCCCUUAGCAGCGAAAAGGAAGAAGAUGAAGAAACUGAAUCUAGUGUUCCGAUCAUGCUUUGCUUGGCCAUUGUAGUGAGUUACAUCUGCGGUGGCGCCAUUUUGUUCUCCUACUGGGAAGGGUGGGACUAUUCGGAUAGCUGUUAUUUCUGCUUUAUAACCUUAACUACAAUUGGAUUUGGUGACAUGGUACCCGGUACGGCAGUACUGUCAGAAGAUGCACAACUGGCGCUGGGACUCUGUUCUUUGUAUUUGCUGUUCGGCAUGGCUCUAUUGGCUAUGUCUUUUAAUUUGGUGCAAGAGGAAGUUACCAAGACGGUUAGAUCGAUAGGGAAGAGGAUAGGGAUUUUGUCUGAUGACGAUGACGAUUAUGAUGAUAUGUAAAUAAUAUUUUCCUCUGAAGAUAUCUAUAUUCAGUACAUAUAUGUGCUUGUGUGUAAAUUUGUGUAUCUAAUUAAAAAAAUAAUAACAA
This is a messenger RNA of Argiope bruennichi, 1952 nucleotides long. Its product is annotated as TWiK family of potassium channels protein 18-like. Bases 467 to 1864 code for a protein of 465 amino acids. NCBI's taxonomy places the organism in Eukaryota, Metazoa, Arthropoda, Arachnida, Araneae, Araneidae. Gene Ontology annotation, cellular component: membrane. The record is from RefSeq and is a predicted model, not a curated record. Gene Ontology annotation, molecular function: potassium ion leak channel activity. The transcript is spliced from 4 exons. Gene Ontology annotation, biological process: potassium ion transmembrane transport; stabilization of membrane potential.